Messenger RNA from Oryctolagus cuniculus (rabbit), 1238 nucleotides. NCBI's taxonomy places the organism in Eukaryota, Metazoa, Chordata, Mammalia, Lagomorpha, Leporidae. The record is from RefSeq and is a predicted model, not a curated record.
GGGCCCUGCGCAUGCGCACUGUCGGCCGUGGCGCGACUUGCGACCAUGGCAGUGGCGCUGGGCUCGCGAAGCGCCUUGCGGCUGCGGCUGCUUCUGUCACAGCUGAAGCCUGGGAUCCGUGUUUCCCGGGCCGGGCCCGCAGCCGCGUUCGGUUUGUGGACGUGCCCUCAACAGGGCCCUCAGCGCUGGAGCAGUAAAGGGGAUGGGGACCUUCCGCGUCACUGCCGCGAGCCAUGGCAAUGCCGGCCGUUCAGCACCGCAGUGACGUCUGCCAAAGUGGCUGUGAACGGCGUGCACCUGCAUUACCAGCGGACCGGCGAGGGCGAGCACGCGGUCCUGCUGCUUCCGGGGAUGCUGGGAAGUGGCGAGACUGAUUUCGGACCCCAGCUUAAGAACCUAAGUAAGAAGCUGUUCACGGUGGUAGCCUGGGACCCUCGGGGAUACGGACAUUCCAGGCCCCCGGAUCGUGACUUCCCAGUGGACUUUUUUGAGAGGGAUGCCAGAGAUGCCAUUGAUCUGAUGAAGGCGCUGCAGUUUAAGAAGGUGUCUCUGCUGGGCUGGAGUGACGGCGGCAUAACCGCACUCAUUGCCGCCGCCAAGUAUCCGUCCUACGUCCGCAAGAUGGUGAUCUGGGGAGCCAACGCCUACGUCACUGAUGAAGACGUCAGGAUUUAUCAGGGCAUCCGAGAUGUCUCUAAGUGGAGUGAGAAGGCAAGAAAGCCCCUGGAAGCCCUGUACGGCUAUGACUACUUUGCCAAAACCUGUGAACAGUGGGUGGACGGCAUACAGCAGUUUAAACGCCUCCCAGAUGGUAACAUCUGUCAGCACUUGCUGCCCCUGGUUCAGUGCCCCACCUUAAUCGUGCACGGCGAGAAGGAUCCUCUGGUCCCACGGUUUCACGCCGACUUCCUCCAUGAGCAUGUGAAAGGGUCACGGUUACAUCUGAUGCCAGAAGGCAAACACAACCUGCAUUUACGUUUUGCAAACGAAUUCAACAAGUUAGUAGAAGACUUCCUCCAGUGACACAGCCGAGUCUCCAUGGUUCUCGGUGGGCGUGGCCUUCCAUCACACUGUUGCCUCUAACUGGGAUGUCACAGCUCCCCCCUCCUCUCCCCCACACAAUCUGACCCCAAUCAAACUGAAACAAUGGUACAGAGAUGACCUCUAGAUUUCACAGCUGCAAAAAAUGAAAUUUUAACAUUAAAUUGUAAAUUUCUAAUGUUGUCUUAAAAAACAAA